AAUACAUCUAAAUUAUGUCACAAAUUCACAAUAGUCACUAUACCUAGUGAACUCUAUACCUAAGCUGAAUGCAGCUAAGAUACAGAUAAGGGACUGGCCUUAUAGUGCCUUAUUAACUUAGAACUUUGUAACUAUUCUGUACGUGGGGUUGAGUGCAGCUAGCUACAUUGGAUAAGGGCUAUGCGGGUCAAAGGGAUAACCACGCGUUGCGUCUUUCUCUCAAGGGUCGCGUACAUACAUUAUUGCAUCCACUUAGUUACCCUACCAACGCGGAGCAAGCCCCUCCAUAUUUCACAAAUAAGAUCUCUCGAGUCCCUGUCAACUUUUGUGCUCGCAGACGAGCCAAGGUGAUAUCAGAGUAUUAACAAAUCACAUCACAAUGGACCGCGGAUCGAUCUACUCUGCGCACGUCUACGAGCCGAGUUUCGGUGAGAAUAGAGAUACUCGCCUACAGCUUCAAACGCAGCUCGAAACCUUCAUCCUUGACUUUCGGCUUGACAACAACUUUGUCUACAGAGAUCAACUACGAGAGAACGCACUGCUAAAGAGGUACUACUGCGAUGUCAACAUCAAUGACUUGAUCGGCUUUAACGAGGAGUUGGCGCAUCAGUUGACAUCUGAGCCAGCCGAGGUCAUCCCUUUGUUCGAAUAUGCUUUGAUGAAGUGCACCCACCGCAUUGUCUUCCCUCACGAGCCCAAAGUCGAGAUCCCCAAGCACCAGCUCCUUCUUCAUUCCAACGCAGACGAUGUGUCCAUCCGCAAUCUCGAUUCGAUGGCUAUUGCUCGAUUGGUCCGGGUACCAGGUAUCGUCAUCGGUGCCUCCGUUAUGUCCUCAAAAGUAACAGAACUUCAUAUACAAUGUCGAAAUUGCGGACACACACAAGCCAUUCCUAUCUUGGGUGGAUUCACUGGUGUCUCUCUGCCCCGACAAUGCGCUCGUAGCAGAAUUCCCAACGAUCCCACGCCAAAGUGCCCCUUGGAUCCGUACUUUGUCGUACACGAGAAGUCACACUUCGUCGACCAGCAGAUCAUCAAGCUUCAGGAAGCGCCUGAUCAAGUCCCUGUUGGAGAACUGCCCAGACAUGUUCUCAUCUCAGCCGACAGAUACCUAACAAACCGGGUCGUUCCGGGAUCGAGGGCAGUUGGAAUCCGGUCAGACAUUGAUCAAGCAGCCAAGGGCAACGCCACUUUCUCAGAGGAGGAAGAGCAAGAAUUCUUGGAGCUGAGCAGACGGCCAGACAUUUACAAUGUCAUGGCUACUUGUAUCGCUCCUUCAAUUUACGGACACCAGGACAUCAAGAAGUCAAUUCUCUGCCUCCUGUUAGGUGGCUCAAAAAAAAACCUCCCUGAUGGCAUGAAACUUAGAGGCGAUAUCAACGUACUACUUCUCGGUGAUCCUGGUACGGCCAAGUCUCAACUUCUAAAGUUUGUCGAGAAGGUAGCACCCAUCUCUAUCUACACCUCCGGAAAAGGUUCAUCUGCCGCUGGUUUGACAGCGUCCGUCCAGCGUGAUCAGUCUACCCGCGAGUUCUAUCUUGAAGGUGGUGCUAUGGUUCUGGCCGAUGGUGGAGUAGUGUGUAUUGAUGAGUUUGAUAAAAUGCGAGCUGAAGACCGAGUCGCUAUCCACGAGGCCAUGGAACAGCAAACCAUUUCCAUCGCCAAGGCCGGUAUCACCACCAUUCUCAACGCACGAACAUCAGUCCUGGCUGCUGCCAAUCCAAUCUUUGGUCGAUACGAUGACAUGAAAACUCCUGGAGAGAAUAUCGAUUUCCAAACCACCAUCCUGUCGCGUUUCGACAUGAUUUUCAUUGUCAAGGAUGAUCAUAGCCGCGAGAAGGACGAGAAGAUGGCCAAGCACGUUCUUGGUAUCCAGAUGAAUGGUCGGGGAGCCGACGAAAUGGUCGAGUCUGAGAUCCCUAUCGACAAGAUGCGAAGAUAUAUAACCUACUGUAAGACUCGCUGCGCUCCUCGACUCAGUCCCGAAGCAGCUGAGAAGCUCUCCUCUCACUUUGUCUCUAUCCGUCGCCAAAUCCACGACUCCGAAAUAGAAGCCAACACCCGCUCCUCUAUUCCCAUCACAAUCCGUCAGCUGGAAGCUAUCGUGCGUAUCACCGAGUCUCUUGCCAAACUCACCCUCUCUCCCGUCGCCACCGAGGCGCACGUUGAUGAGGCUAUCCGGCUAUUCCUAUGCUCUACCAUGGACGCGGCCAACCAGGGCAGCAACCAGGGUAGCCGUGAGUUGAAUGAUGAGGUGAACCGUCUCGAGAAUGAGCUCAAGCGCCGUCUACCUAUAGGAUGGAGCACAAGCCUGUCCACACUACGGAGAGAGAUGGUAGAGGGUAGGGGUUACAGUGAGCAGCCGUUGAAUCGAGCACUGAUGAUUCUCCAGCGAAGAGACAUAGUCAUGUUCAGAAAUCAGGGAGCACAGGUCUAUCGAAAUGGAGCUUAAUCAGGGAAUUAUUAUGAUGUAAUAAUGUAAAGGGAUUGGUUGGUCAUUCUAAGUAGCCGUCUUGAUGAUGGAUGGGUUAAUGAGUAACGAGAACGAAAUCAUCAC
Messenger RNA from Fusarium redolens, 2554 nucleotides. Its product is annotated as MCM2/3/5 family-domain-containing protein. The record is from RefSeq and is a predicted model, not a curated record. Lineage: Eukaryota; Fungi; Ascomycota; Sordariomycetes; Hypocreales; Nectriaceae. The transcript is spliced from 5 exons. Gene Ontology annotation, cellular component: nucleus; MCM complex. Gene Ontology annotation, molecular function: single-stranded DNA binding; DNA replication origin binding; ATP binding. Gene Ontology annotation, biological process: double-strand break repair via break-induced replication; DNA replication initiation; DNA replication. The coding region runs from base 380 to 2449 and encodes 689 amino acids.